Helicoverpa armigera (cotton bollworm) is the source of this 1095-nucleotide messenger RNA. It is a transcript of the gene Fib-l, whose product is annotated as fibroin light chain. The record is from RefSeq and is a predicted model, not a curated record. The coding region runs from base 123 to 908 and encodes 261 amino acids. The transcript is spliced from 7 exons. Lineage: Eukaryota; Metazoa; Arthropoda; Insecta; Lepidoptera; Noctuidae. Gene Ontology annotation, cellular component: extracellular region.
UCGUUCGUAUUUAGACAGUUGUGGUUUAUUUAGUAUCAUUGUGCAGUUAUGUAUAUAUAGUAGUAAAUUAUUGACAUUCUCGUGUAUAGUAUAUACCGAUUGGUCGGAUACAGACCAGCAAAAUGCUGCCUAUCGUACUGGUAUUACUCGUCGCUACUAGCGCUCUGGCUGCCCCAGGCGUCAACCUGAGCAUCCGCAAUGUAAACGAAGUGGUGCCACCCAAGCACAAUGGCGGACUAGUCUCUGCUUUCUUGACCAACCAAGCCUUCGAGAUCGUAGACGGUGGAGACACUGCCACCUACGUGCUCAACCUUCAGCAAGUCAUUGACGACCUCGCCAACCAAGGAGACAAGAGCAGCCAAGCCCUUGCCGCCGGUCAGGCCAUCGCCAUCCUCGGUGCUCUGAGCACUGGAAUUCCUGGAGACGCUUGUGCUCCUGCUAACUUCAUCAACGCCUACGUCUCAUCCCUCCGUAGCGGCAACUCCGUGGGUCCAGCUCUCGCCAAGUUCGUCAACGUCUUGAAGCAGAACAUCGACCAAAUCGUCCAAUACGCAAACAACCCCAACCAACUGAAGAACGCUGUCGGACCCCGAGGUAACUGCAACGGUGGAGGCAGAAACUACCAAUUCGAAGCCGCCUGGGAUGCCAUCCUCAGCAACGCCUCCGGAGCCUCAGCAGGGCUUGUCAACGAGCAAUACUGUGCUGCCAAGCGUCUGUUCACCGCUUUCAACGCACAAAACAGCAAUGUAGGAGCUUACGUCACCGCAGUCUCCCUGCCACCAGUCAACCGCGUCCUCCAAGAAGCUUUGGGACCAGUCGCUAAGUUCGUUGCAUCCCUCUCUUCUGGCAACCCUGCAGCCGCAGCUGCCGGAGCCAAGAAUGCCCUGGACAACGCCCUCAGAUACUAAACUAUACUAUAUACUAAACUUUAGUACAAUAUUAUAACACAUUUUAUAUAUAUCGGUAUACUAUACGAAAAAUAACCUGACUACUAUGUAUAUAUGUAUAAUAUACUAUACAUACCCAAAGGUCAUACAAUGACGUCUAUAGGAAAAACUUUUAAUAUGUAAAUAUACGUUUAUGCAUUAUAACAAA